AUGUCGAUAUACAGAGUAAGUGGUACUCUCUUGAAAGUACAAUGUCCCAGACUGCUGGCUCAGUCUUCAAGGAUUUUCUCCUCGUACCACAAGGAAUAUUCCACUGUAGUGAAUCCACCACCGAAUGAGGAAACAGGGGACUCUGUCAACACGGAUAUGGAGUUCCAACAAUCGAAUAACAAUUCGUUGGCUGCCCAAAAGAAGAUGAAUGAUGAAAUUCUAGAACGGUUCAAGUCAUUGGCGCAAUUUCCUCUUGAAGAAUACGAAACGUUAAAGGGAGAAGAACAGGGAAGAUCAUUGACUCAGAAGGAAAAGCAACUGGACGAGGAACUUACCGAGUUUUUGAGACAAUAUUCGCAAUCUAAUUUAACAGUGGUAGAUGCUGCUUCCACCACUGCUAAUGCAACUUCAAUCGGUUCUUCAUCUACUGAUUUCGAUAAUACCACGAAGUAUCCUUACUUAAUCCCCUCUGCCACCGACAAGCCAUAUACGAAACAAGAGUUAUAUUUGCGUCAAAUGCAACAUUCAUCCCGUAUGGGGAAGUUGGGAGCUGAAAUUAAAGGUAUAUACAAGCCUCAUCUGGACGUUACUUCUCCCCUAUCUGUGGACAAGUUGACUAUUAACAAAUUGAUGGCUGCUGGUGUCCAUAUGGGACAUUCUACUACCUUAUGGAGAUCGAGUACCCAGCCAUUCAUAUACGGUGAAUACAAGGGAAUCCAUAUCAUUGAUUUGAAUAAGACAUUAUCGUAUUUGAAGAGGGCCUGUGCUGUCAUUGAAGGUAUUGUAGAGAGAGGUGGCCUCGUUUUGUUUCUUGGGACUGGUGAGGGACAAAAGAGAGGGUUGGAGGAAGCUGCAAGGAGAACGCAUGGUUAUUAUGUGUUUAAUAGAUGGAUCCCUGGUAGUUUGACCAACUCCACUGAAAUUUCUCGUAAUUUAGAGAAACAUGAAAUUGACGAGUUAGACCAACCUACCAAUAGAGAAUUGAAUUCUGAGGAGAGCAAGAUUGUCAGUAAACCUGAUCUACUGGUGAUAUUGAACCCUACGGAGAAUAGAAACGCCAUACAUGAGGCUAUGAAAUCAAGGGUACCCACCAUCGGGAUCAUCGACACUGAUUCUGAGCCCUCGUUAGUCACCUACCCAAUACCGGGGAAUGACAAUACACUACGUUCAGUCAAUCUGCUGUUGGGAGUACUAGCACGUGCGGGGGAGAGAGGACUUCAGAACAGAGUGAAAAGAGCAACAAAGCCAACGCCCACUGCAACUGCAACUACCACAACAACAGACACCCCUGUAUAG
This is a messenger RNA of Naumovozyma castellii, 1296 nucleotides long. RefSeq names its product mitochondrial 37S ribosomal protein uS2m (gene MRP4). The record is from RefSeq and is a predicted model, not a curated record. The transcript has a single exon. NCBI's taxonomy places the organism in Eukaryota, Fungi, Ascomycota, Saccharomycetes, Saccharomycetales, Saccharomycetaceae. The coding region runs from base 1 to 1296 and encodes 431 amino acids.